This is a messenger RNA of Postia placenta MAD-698-R-SB12, 3845 nucleotides long. RefSeq lists its product as hypothetical. The transcript has 8 exons. The record is from RefSeq and is a predicted model, not a curated record. Gene Ontology annotation, molecular function: cysteine-type deubiquitinase activity. Gene Ontology annotation, biological process: protein deubiquitination. NCBI's taxonomy places the organism in Eukaryota, Fungi, Basidiomycota, Agaricomycetes, Polyporales, Adustoporiaceae. The coding region runs from base 1 to 3675 and encodes 1224 amino acids.
AUGUCCGACCAAACCGCUUCCCAGUCGCCAGAGCCCACUCUGGCUCUCAUAGAGUCAUUAUGCAGGGAGCCCAUGCACAUCGGUGAGACAUGGUACGUGGUGUCUCCUACCUGGUACCGCCGGUGGCGCAAGGCAAUCUCUGGCGAGGUCGACAAGGAAGGCGGUUUAAACAUCAAGGACGUUGGUCCUGUGGAUAAUACCGACAUCGCCACACAAGACGGUGUCAUCAAGCAGGAUGUUCCCUUAGAAGAGCUACAAUUCGUGCCGGAGAAAGUAUGGCAUUGGUUUGCCGAGGGGUGCGGUGAAUCUCGUCUACCGCUUCCUCGUACGGUGAUCCCGCGGGGCGUCCAGGCAGAGCCGUCUCUCGAACUCCACCCUCUGUGCAUCCGGGUUCAUGUCCUCAGCGCUCAGGCUGUACCUGGCAUCGAGGUCGAGCCGUCCAAAGUCUUCGUCUCAGUGAAAGACACUCUCGCCAAUGUUCAAGACAAGAUCCUAGCUCUCCCGAACUUCGACCGCCAGCGCCAGUAUCGCAUUUGGAAGCUCGCGGAGGGUGGCUCUGGGCUGACCCAGUUUCCCUGCACUCCGGAACAGCUCAAGGAGCUCGGCGCAGUCGUCAUACAACCCAGCCAUAAGACAGUGGAGGAUGAGCUCAUCGAGGAAGGCGAUGCGUUCGUCGUCGAACCGCAAGAGGAAGGGCUUUGGAUUGUUGCAGACGACGAGGUGCCUGCGCAGGCCGGUACUGUGUCCACUUCUACGUCACAAUCCACGAUCACACAAGGAUCGGCGCCGAAGCUCUUCAACACGGGCCAAGACUUCUUCAGCGAGAUUCAAGCAAAGUCUGCGGUCUCUGGCACAAGCUCGGCAACAUCAUCGGCGCAAAAACCUUCCGCGAAGUCUACGUCGCUCAAAGUCGCGCCACGUGCUAAGACGCCUUUCGCGUUGGAUCCCGGCACUCUCGGGUUAGGGAAUAUGGGUAAUACGUGCUUCAUGAACUCAGCAUUGCAGUGCCUCGCGCAUACACCAGAGUUGACCGAGUACUUCCUUACUGGUGUAUUUGAGGAAGAGCUCAAUCCCGACAAUCCCCUGGGAAUGGGAGGUGCCAUUGCCAAUGCGUUUGGCGCGCUCCUCCAUCGUAUUUGGGUUCCCGGCGGAACGGGGACCUCAUACGCACCGCGGGAGUUCAAGCAAGCAUUGCAGCGCUUCGCACCUCAGUUCAGCGGGUACCAACAGCACGAUUCGCAAGAACUUGUGGCGUUCUUACUCGAUGGCCUGCACGAAGACUUGAACCGUGUGCGGAAAAAGCCAUAUGUCGAGAAACCCGACUGGGAAGGCGGAGGUGACAAGGAGCUCAUCGGACUGGCCCAGAAUUCCUGGGAGGGAUACAUGAAGCGAAACGACAGUGUAAUCGUCGACCUUUUCCAAGGACAGUAUCAGAGCACGCUGGUGUGUCCAGAAUGCGCGAAGGUCUCAAUCACCUUUGACCCAUUCAUGUAUCUGACAUUACCCCUUCCCGUGGACAAGAAAUGGAAACAUAACAUCUACUACGUCCCUUGGGAUAUGGAUAGGCAACAUUUGAAGAUCCCUGUGGAGAUCAGUCGCGAUGCCUCGUUCAAAGACCUCCGCCAAUUGCUAGGGAGGUGGAUGGAUGUGAAUCCAGAUAAUCUUCUCACGCUCGAGGUGUUCAGUCAUAGAUUCUACAAGGACCUCGAUGAUACCUGCCUUGUGGGCGACAUGUCCCACAAUGAUAUUAUCAUGUGCUUCGAACUGCCUUGCCACGCACAGCAGAGCAGGACAUACAAGCCGCAACCUGGCGACCCAUUCAUUGUCCCGGUGCUCCUCUCUGACAUGGCUUCGGCGCGCUUCUCAUACCGCAACAGUCAAAGCCUGUUCGGAUAUCCUUUCGUAGUCGUCGUUGACCAGGAGCAGGCCACGGAUCCCGAUGUCAUAUACGACGUCGUCGUCGAGCGUCUGCAGCGCUGGACGGCGAACAUCCGCGACCUCUUUACAUGGGUACCCGUCACCCCGACCAUGACGGUGCCUGUGCAGAUACCCAUUUCUGGGCCUCCUGAAGAUGCAGUCACGGAAAUCAAGGCGAACGGCGAUAUCAUCACUGUUGAGGAGAGUGCACCUGAGGAGGGCGACAUCACUGACGAGAAAGCAUCGGUAGUCAGAGAUGAGGAUGACGUCAGCAUGGUCGAGAUCGUCACCGAAGAACCUCGCAGAGUCGGGUACAAAAAGGGCAUCUUCAAGCUGCGCGUUCAGGCGGGAGAUGCGAGAUAUGGCGCCAGCUACAACAACUAUGGUAGCGGCUCGCAGCGCGCCGACGAAUGGGAGCACCGCGCUUCCCAAGCGAAGAACUUGCCAAAUGCUCCGGAGCCCCCGGUGCUACUCCAGGAGAACGACCUUUUUGUCUGUGAGUUCGAUGAGAAUAUGAAGGCCUACUACUUCGGCGACAAUAACGAGCGUACGCGCUCCGACUUUGUCGAUUGGAACAGCUGGGAGGAAUACGUCCACCCCGAGUAUACUGCGAGUCGGAAAGCAGCAGCCGCCAGGAAGAACAAGGGCAUCUCCCUCCAGGAUUGCCUGGAUGAGUUCACGAAGGAGGAGAAGCUGGGCGAGGAUGACUUGUGGUACUGCCCGAUCUGCAAGAAGCAUCAGCAGGCCACAAAGCGCUUCGACAUCUGGAAGGUCCCCGACGUGCUAGUCGUUCACCUCAAGCGCUUCAGCAACAGUCGCAUGCUCAGGGAUAAGAUCGAUACGUUCGUCGACUUCCCAUUGGAGGGGUUGGACCUCUCGCCCAUGGUUGGCGAGCGCCAGGUUGCCCAGCGACUCGCAGAGGAAGGAAUCGAUGCCUCGGAGCUCGGUCUGAGCAAUCUGGAUGAACCUCUGAUGUACGAUCUGUAUGCAGUGGACGAGCAUCUCGGUGGUCUUGGGGGCGGCCACUAUCGUGCGUAUUCAUACAACCACACUACCGAUAAGUGGUACCACUUCGACGAUUCGUAUGUCACGUCAGUUCAACCAGAGGCGGCUGUGAAUUCGAACGCCUACCUGUUAUUCUAUCGGAGGCGCACCUCUCGACCACUCGGUGGUAAGAGCCACGCCAAAGUUGAAGCAGCUCGGAGUAAUCCGACAUUGACUUCCCCUCCCGAUCAGGAGGCCACUCAACUGCCAACGCCACCCCUGGAGGACAAUAGCCCCCCCGCUUCACAAUUAGGCCGGCGAGAUUUUUUCAAGGUCGGACAAGAGAACAUGGGCACCGUCACGGGGUAUCAGUACAAUGAUGACUGGGCAACACCUCAGUCCAUGUCACGCUCCUCCCCGGCUUCAUCUCUUCCCCCGCUUGAUGACGAUGAACAACCACCUCCGUUUGCGUCUCUGUUCGAUGACGCGGUCGAGUCCAGUCUACCUCCUCUGGGGCUUAGCACGCACCAUUUCGACCUCCCUGACCCUUCGUCAACAGGAUCACCCUCGUCGUCUGUAGCGGCAGAGCCUGAUCUGGACGACCUUGACGAGAUGCAUGUAUACGAGCACCGUUCAUGGCAAGGGGGAGUACGCAUUGACUCUCUUAAGGCGUUCCCGUCAAUCGCGCUAGAAGAGCCCAUUUCUAGCAUUUCCCCCUCAAAGUUAAUGGGUUCUAAUGAUGAUGAGAGCGAUCUUGACGAGGGUCCCAUUUAAAGUUGGGAUGCGCCUGGAACUGUAGAUUCCGGACGAUCAUGUACAGUGAAUCCUCGUGCUGUCGUGUUCAAUUAUGAUAGAGCGGUAUUGUAUGAUUGUAUCGUUACAGACUUUUGUAUUUACAUACCCCAUGGUCUCUCGAAGCAAUAUGACUAGCAUGAGCCUCCGCG